Messenger RNA from Papaver somniferum (opium poppy), 1660 nucleotides. RefSeq lists its product as uncharacterized. The record is from RefSeq and is a predicted model, not a curated record. Lineage: Eukaryota; Viridiplantae; Streptophyta; Magnoliopsida; Ranunculales; Papaveraceae. The transcript is spliced from 6 exons. The coding region runs from base 547 to 1359 and encodes 270 amino acids.
UCGAUUGAGAUAAAAUCUCCACAAUCUCCCUCAUCUUUUCAUUCACUUCCAUUCCUCCUCCCCUUUUAGAAAAAAACCCAAAAUGUUCUUUCCUCUCCUUCAACUCAGAUUCAAUUCAAUCACUCACUAAAACCCGAUUCAAUUCAAUCACUCGCUAAAACCCUCCUUGCACUUUAGAUUUGUUUCAUCAUGUUUGGGUUAUUGGUUUCGCUGAUUUUUAUUCAUCUGGGGUCGUUUAUGAUGAGAAAGCCAAGGAAGCGUCUAGAUCAUGGGUUCUGUGAUGCAUUGAUACUCCUGGAAACACGCAGCAUUUUUACGAUUUCUUCUUCUUAUUAUUUUAUAUAUUUUAAAUUUCAAUUUCGCUCCAUCUCCCACGAAGAACCGAAAGAGAAGGGAGAAACAACUGUCCACCCACAACUCUAUUCUCUACACUACUAGGAUUCUCUCUCUUCCCGCAUUUCAUCACCUGUAUCCCUCGCAAUCACAGAGCUUUUCCAAUUGAUUCGUUGUCUGAUUCUAAAAAUUUCUUUUCCCUAGAUAGAGAUCAUGCGAUCCUGUGCUUUUACUUGUCCUAAUAUGUUGAGAACACCGAGCAAUCUGUAUCUUCCGUACCAAAAUUCUAUGUUGGUGAAGUCGCUUUUCUUCAAGAAAGCUCCUCCAGAACCAACAGCUACAGCUUUUAGUGUUGUUGUUAAACCUGCUCAGGAGGUGUUCAAGCAGAUUGGAGUUCUCAUUCCAGAUUCAGGAAUGAGAGUUGCUGUCUAUAAAACUGGUGUUUCCACUAUUGGUUGGGUUUUACUUGCCCUAGGAUCAUUGGUUCUCUCCAAAAUUCAUCAAGAUCAGCCGCACUUUAAGAAGGGGGAUUUGGUUGAGUACAAGGAUGAGGAUUGCUUAGUGAAGCAAGUUGGAUACUCGACUAUCGUACUUGAAGGUGUUCAUGGCCGUUUUGGUGUUGAAAACACUAGCGCAAACCGCUCCCUUACCAGAAAUUCAUCGCGUGAGGUCGUCGGCACAGAGGAAUUAGUGAGUUUUCAGAUGACUUUCGAUGUUAAAGAAAGACAUGAGGAUAUCUGUGACCUGAUUGUAAAGCACAUGAAGUCUAAUCAGAAUUCGAAUUGUCAAAUGGUUCACAACUAUGCUAUCAUUCUCCCUAAUCGAAAGAUUCAAGUAGUUGGCUGUUUGAACCGUAAGAACAUUGCUAGACCUCAAUAUGAAAACUACAGAACAAUGAAAGCGUUGAUUCUUUCGGAAAUAAGUAAAAUCGUGGAUGAUAACCAGCCAAGGCCUACAUGUGAGAUGUGCCAGGGAAAAAAGGCACCUGAGCUCCCGAAGGUUGGGGGGGAAAGCAAUAGCGGAUGAAGAAGUGAGCUAGUGUUGCCGAUCAAUACAUUCUGACAUACCCUAAUCAUUUCUUUUACACAUUCGACAUACCAAGCUCCUUCCCUAGUUAUAUAGAGUUUUACUUUGCACGAGAUAACAAACUGCAGAAGAACUGUUUAUUAACCUGCGACUUCGUUUGUACAAACAUUUCCCCCAUAUUAUUACCUCUGACAGUUCCUUGAUGAAACUAUGUUAUGUUCUGUAAUGACUAAUGAGGUAAUAUGAAUCUGCCAACUUCUACUGUAUGCAUAUUUCGACGUUGUUUGGAAUCUUUGGAUCA